Molecule: messenger RNA, 1480 nt
Organism: Lathyrus oleraceus (garden pea)
Lineage: Eukaryota; Viridiplantae; Streptophyta; Magnoliopsida; Fabales; Fabaceae
Product: putative cyclin-A3-1
Exons: 8
Coding region: 167-1246 (359 amino acids)
Biological process (GO): mitotic cell cycle phase transition
Molecular function (GO): cyclin-dependent protein serine/threonine kinase regulator activity
Source: RefSeq, a predicted model, not a curated record
CCAUGGGUUUUCAUUUUGGCGAAAACAUUUUCGAAACUUCUCUUUCCCAUUCCUAUAUACAUACAAUGUCCCAUUUCUCAUUUCUUCAUUCACAUUUCACAAACCCUAAUCUUGCUCCUCUUUCUUCAUCUUCAUUUCAAUUUUCAAUAUUCCAUUUCAAUCGAAGAUGCAGACUCGCGGUUCAAGAAAGAGGGCAAACGCUGAACCAAUUGUUCUUAACCCUAAAAAGCAGAGGGUUGUUUUGGGGGAUCUUCCCAAUUUACAGAAUGCCAGUGUUUCUGAAAAUCAAUCCAAUGGAAAACUCCAAACUCGGAAGAAUUCCAAGGUCAAGAAAUCUGCAGCAGCAGAUGUUUAUUUGUUUGAUAAUUUCAGUUUGGAUAAACCGGUUCAGAGAAAGAACAACGCCAAACAUGAAAUUCAACAGAUUAUUGAGCCUUAUGCAUCUGAUAUAUCCAACUAUCUUCGUGACAUGGAGAUGCAGAAAAAGAGAAGACCUAUGGUUGGAUACAUUGAGAAUGUUCAGAGAUUCAUUACUACAAACAUGAGGGGAAUAUUGGUGGAUUGGUUAGUUGAAGUUGCGGAAGAGUACAAGCUUCUCCCUCAAACCCUUCAUCUUGCUGUUUCUUACAUUGAUAGGUUCCUGUCUAUCCAUGUUGUCAACAGAUCCAAACUUCAGUUGCUUGGAGUUUCUUGCAUGCUUGUUGCCUCGAAAUAUGAAGAAAUUACUCCACCAAAGGCGGUUGAUUUCUGUCACAUUACUGAUAACACCUAUGAGUUGAAAGAGGUUAUAAAAAUGGAAGCUGAAAUACUUAAGUCACUAAACUUUGAAAUGGGCAAUCCUCAUGUUAACACAUUUCUAAAUGAGUUUAUUGGGUUUGCAACUGAGAAUCAAAAGACUUCAAAAUUGCAAAUGGAGUUUCUAUGCAAUUACCUUGCUGAGCUAAGCUUGUUGGACUAUGAGUGUAUACGAUUCUUGCCGUCUACUGUUGCUGCAUCUGUUAUAUUUCUUGCCAGAUUUAUUAUUCGACCUGGUGUUCAUCCUUGGACUUCAUCACUUAGUGAAAGCUUGGGUUAUAAAUCCGCUGAGUUGGAAGAAUGUGUACUCAUUUUACAUGAUUUAUAUUUGUCAAGAAAGGCGGGGUCAUUGAAAGCUGUUAGGGAGAAAUACAAGCAACACAGGUUCAAAUAUGUUGCAAACUUGCCUUCACCACCUGAGGUGCCAAAACAAUAUUUUGAAGAAGAAUGAUAUUGGUGAAUGUAGUUCAUUGCAGACAAGAAUACUUUUUGAGUUGGGCUAGAAUGAGGGGAAUUAUACACAUAAGGGGUGAUAGUUUCAUAUCUUUAGGGGACAUAAGUGGUGUUGGUAAUCAACCUAAAUAGCAUUAGGCAAAACGUUUUUGGUGGCUAGAUGCUUGCCAUGGGAUCUCUGUACAUAUGAUAUGAUAACUUCAUUAAUGAUACUUAUUCCUGUUUUUUUUUU